This is a messenger RNA of Amphibalanus amphitrite, 1589 nucleotides long. Its product is annotated as F-box/LRR-repeat protein 16-like. The transcript is spliced from 2 exons. NCBI's taxonomy places the organism in Eukaryota, Metazoa, Arthropoda, Thecostraca, Balanomorpha, Balanidae. The record is from RefSeq and is a predicted model, not a curated record. Bases 62 to 316 code for a protein of 84 amino acids.
CCCCGGCUUUGACUGCAGGUGCAUUCACGUGACCGACAUCGGCAUCGGCUACUUGUCGACGAUGACGUCUCUGACGUCUCUGACGCUCCGCUGGUGCACGCAGAUCAGAGACUUUGGUCUGCACCACCUCUGCUCCAUGAGAAACCUGCUGGUGCUCAGUUUGGCAGGCUGUACGCAGCUGUCGCCCAGCGGUCUGUCCAGUCUGGUUCAGCUCCGCCAGCUGGUGGAGCUCGAGCUGACCAACUGCCCCGGCAGCUCGCACGAGCUCAAUGACUACCUGAGGGAGAACCUGCCCCACUGCUGGGUCUACGACUGAGCAACUGAGCGCGGCGCUGUGCCGCUGCGUCUGUGGCAGCCACUCGGAACAGUCAGCGCGCCCGCUCUCGGCGCGGUCCGCCGGCUGGUUGUACAGCCCGCCGGCUGAGCGGCCGAUCGAUGAGCCCGCCCUGCGCCCGCUCAGCGACUCACACGUGUCAUUAGCCGUGUCUAUGCGGGAGCGCUCCAUUGACCGUCUUACAAGGUGUUACCCAUGUGGGUGUAUCGUGUGUCAAUUGUCAUAGACUAAAACUGAGCGUUCCGAGGAGAUCCUGUGGCGGCGCCCUGCUGACGGGGCUCUGUGCCUACCAGACACAGAGGGCCAGGGAGCCGGCGCCCUGCUGACGGGGCUCUGUGCCUGCCAGACACAGAGGGCCAGGGAGCCGGCGCCCUGCUGACGGGGCUCUGUGACUGCCAGACACAUAGGGCCAGGGAGCCGGCGCCCUGCUGACGGGGCUCUGUGACUGCCCGACACAUAGGGCCAGGGAGCCGGCGCCCUGCUGACGGGGCUCUGUGACUGCCCGACACAUAGGGCCAGGGAGCCGGGGACGGCGGCAGCGGGCCAGGGAUGGCGGCAGUGCACAGUGGGGAUUUUUACGUUCCAGCGCGACUUUAUUCCAAAACCCCUUUUUCGCUUUGGAUAGUUUUUUUUGUAUCAGUUGGAUUAGGAAAUGUCUGAAAUUUUCAUAUUUGGCAUUGUUUUGUCUGUGUGUUCACAGAAAAGCGAUGAAAAACGUGCCCAAAGUUCACAUUUGUACGCAAUUCAAUGGGCUCAGUAAAAGUAUCCAAAAUUAGGCCUCACUUUCAUUGGCUGGUCCUGUUUGUUUUAUUUGAACGGGAUUUUUAAAUUGCUUAUCUCAUAUGAAAAGCGCAUUGGCAUGAGGAAGGGGAUGACAAGCAGAAAUUAAACCAUAACCUUACUAAGGUUACGAAAAUGUCAUUUUUAAAGAACCCUUACAGGCACCAUAUUAACCCGCGCCCCGUAGGGGGGGGGGGGGCGAAACGGCCCCGCCUGUCCUUUUCGGUGUAUAUCUCCUAAACGGUUGCAGACAUCGCCACCAAACUUUCAGGACCCCUCCGGGCAUCAAUUUUACACAUUGUGACCAAAGGUUUUUCCAGAGGCUAUGAUAGGUUGGCCACAAAUGACGUCAGAAUGACGUCAUGUUCUGCCAUUUUCGACCUAAAAAAGAGCUUCGCGAGUAGAGCUGUCGGGACUACAGCUUUGAAGAUGCAAAAAAAAAAAUAUAAAGACAUAAAAGGUGUAAAAUUCACAG